AUGAGCCUCGCACACGCUACCGCCGAUAUCGACUCCGAGCAAGGGGGGCUUCCCGACGAGAAGCAGCAUUCGCAUGACCUCAAGGAGCAUCUCCAUGGCCACCAGUUCAGCACCGAGCCUGAGGACGUCGCUGUCGUCCAUUCGGAUGAGAAUGAGCUCCACCGCAGCUUGAAGGGCAGGCACAUGCAGAUGAUUGCUGUUGGUGGCGCCAUUGGAGCUGGUCUGUUUGUCGGGACGGCCGGUGCCUUUCAAUCCGGUGGACCUGCUUCCGUUCUGAUCGGUUUUAUCAUCGUUGGCUUUAUGAUUUACCUCAUGAUGCAGGCUCUCGCAGAGCUCUGUGUCAUGUAUCCAAUCAACGGUGCCUUCACCAUGUACGCCGUGCGCUUUAUCGACCCCUCCUGGGGUUUCGCCGUCGGCUGGCAGUACGCCGUCAACUGGCUCACUAUCUUGCCCUUCGAGAUCUCGGCGGCUUGCAACAUCAUCCAUUACUGGCAAGGCUCUCUGGACAUUAACGAUGCUGCCUGGAUUUGCCCCCUGUUGUUCGCUCUGAUCUGUAUACAGUACUUUGGCAUCAAAGGAUACGGCGAGGUCGAAUUCGGUCUCAGUAUACUCAAGAUCACGGCUUGCACCGGUUUCAUACUCCUAGCUAUCAUCAUCAACUGUGGUGGUGUACCGACUGACCCCCGAGGCUACAUCGGCGCAGCCUAUUGGCAUUCGCCUUACUCGGCCUUCCUCAACGGCUUUAAGGGUUUCUGCGGCGUUUUCGUCACUGCAUCCUUUGCCUACAACGGCACUGAGCUCACAGGACUUGCCGCAGCGGAGACCAAGAACCCCCGAAAGGAGAUUCCACGAGCGUCGAAGCAGGUCGUCUUCCGGAUCGGACUUUUCUACAUCCUUACCCUCUUCCUCAUCGGCAUCUGCCUGCCCGCAACCAGCCCGCUGUAUACUGAGAAUGCCACUGGGGGUGAAUCGCGACACUCUCCGUUCGUGCUUACUAUUAAAGCGGCCAACAUCAAAGUUCUGCCGUCCAUCUUCAAUGCCGUCAUCUUGAUUUCAGUGAUGAGUGUGGCAAACUCUUCAACUUUCGGCUUUACUCGUACCGCUCAGGCGUUGGCAGCAAAUGGUAUGGGACCUAAAAUCUUUGCAUACGUCGACAGGAAGGGACGACCCCUUGCUACCACGGUCGCGCAGCUUUUGUUUGGAUGCCUUGCGUUCAUCAACCUUGCGAAGAAAGGCGGCACCGUCUUCAAUUGGCUCUUAGCGCUGUCAGGUAUCGGCUCAUUCUUCGUCUUUGGAAGCAUCGCUGUUGCUCAUAUUCGCUUCCGUUUGGCCUGGUCCUACAACGGCCAUUCGAAGGACGAGAUUCCGUAUAAGGCAGCCUUUGGUGUCUGGGGCUCCUACCUCUGCGCGGUCCUCAACUUCGUCUGCCUUAUGGCGUCGUUCUACAACGCUCUCUAUCCGGUGGGAGGACCGACGCUAAAUGCCGAGAACUUCGUCGAGGGCUACCUUGCUGCGUUCUUCAUGCUUGCCUUGUACAUUGGCUGGAAGACCUACAGCUGGUUCGCGAUCCCGGCCCAUCGACCAUUGUACAUCAAGAUCAAGAACAUCGACAUUUACAGCGGCAUGCGAGAAGAGCAGCGAAGAAUCAUCAGCGGCGAGGGUGUGCCCGAGGAAACACGCCGCGCUAGCGUCGCUGAGAUGCAAGAGGAGAAUAAGAAGAACCAUUCUUUGAAGACGCUCCCAAUGCGAGUCGUCCGAAGCCUGUUCUGA
Zasmidium cellare ATCC 36951 is the source of this 1770-nucleotide messenger RNA. RefSeq lists its product as uncharacterized. The coding region runs from base 1 to 1770 and encodes 589 amino acids. The record is from RefSeq and is a predicted model, not a curated record. Gene Ontology annotation, cellular component: membrane. Gene Ontology annotation, molecular function: amino acid transmembrane transporter activity. Gene Ontology annotation, biological process: amino acid transmembrane transport. The transcript has 6 exons. Lineage: Eukaryota; Fungi; Ascomycota; Dothideomycetes; Mycosphaerellales; Mycosphaerellaceae.